AAUAGAAAUUGUUUAUUUAUUAGGGCAAAAGAGGAACAUUGAGGCAUGGAGUUUGAUAGUCCUGAAGAGAAAGAGUUUCCCGGCCUGUACGCCGCGGAGGCAGCCGAUUCCAAGUCCAAGAAGAGCAAGGAAGAGAGCGAUUUCGACGAGGACCAUGAGCAUAACAAAAAGGACCUGCUUAUAGGCAGGCGAAAGGACAAGAAAGAUAAAGGCAAGGAUCGUGGCUAUGCAGCGCUCGAGGGCGAGAGUUCGCCCGAAGAAGAACUGGAAACAAAGAGUCCCUCGAAAUCAAAGAAAUCCAAAACAUUCAAAUUUGUCAGCUCCAAGAGCAAGGAGAAGCGUGAAAAAUCGCGCGACAAGGAAAAGUCCGUGGAGGAGCCGGCGCACAAAGCAAAGGAUACAGAUAAGGACAAAGACAAGGAGCGAGAGCGCCACGAUGAGAAGGAGGUCAAGAAGAAGGACAAGAAGAAAGACAAAAAGGACAAGAAGAGCAAGCAGCUGUCGCAGCAGCAGGACGAGGAUGCCGAGGAGGAAGACUUGGCAAUGGGCUGUCCCGUAUUCGGGGUCUCCGUCAGUCUGGCCACUGAGAGAUCGCGCUGCCACGACGGCAUCGAUCUGCCGAUGGUUGUGCGGGACUGCAUCGACUACUUGCAGGAGCAAACACACAACUUUGUCAUCUAUAAGGUUGAGCCCAUCAAGGCGGAGCUCCUCCACUUGAAGCGGCUCUACAACAACCGGGAACACGAUGAGGCGUUGAAUCUAUUCAACGUUCCACUAGCUUGCGGUCUCCUGAAGCUGUAUCUCCGCGAUCUGCCGGAGCCAAUGCUGACCACCGAUCUGAUGUACGAUUUUGAGGACGUUGCCAGGCAUCAAAAGGGCAGAGAGCAGCGGAUUGGGCUACAGCAGCUGAUGGAACAGGUGCCCAAGUGCAAUCGAACCCUGGUCGGUUGGGUGAUGCUCCACUUCUAUGCGGUGACCGAUCAGGAAAGGUACAACAAACUGAACCACGAGUCGAUUGCCGUGCUACUGAGCCCAACGCUCCAGAUGUCGGCGCAACUGAUGGUGGCGCUUCUCCGUCACUGUCGCCUUCUCUUUGCGGACAUCCAGCUGAUACCAUAUGUACCGCCGCUCACUGCGGCUUCCAAGCUUCCGGAGGACCCGGAGGACAUCCAAAUGGAGCUGCGGAAGCAGGACAGUCUUCUGGCCCAAAUACACAGCGAAAUGAAUGCAGGGUUCAUCACCAAGAAGCGCGAGGAGCAGCUCUGGGAGGUGCAGCGCAUCAUCACACAGUUGAAGCGAAAAUUGCGCAGCUUCGAGAAGAAGCAGGAGAAAUCCAUCGAAGAGCUAGACGGCAGUGUUAUUCAACCUGUACCUGUAACUGCGACUGCACCUGUGGUCGUUCCCGUACCUGUAGGCGAAGACAUCACCGACUCCAAUAAUCAGCCACCAGCUCCCCCCAAUUCCACGGUAACAACCAUCAGCACAGAAGAACACAAGCCAGGCAGGCGGGCAUCGAGUUCCAGUCCAGUCACCCACAAUAUAGACGUGUCUGACUGCAUUCAAGUGCACAGAAACGAGGAGCAUUCAUCAAGUCCCAGCCCACCGCUGUACACCAUAGACAGAGAGUCCGGCUUUGUCCUGUUGCCCGAGACGAAUCCCCAUCGCGAAGAGCUGCUACGUCUUCAAAUAGAAUACGAUGAGCUGAUGGCCUUGCAGAAUGAGCUUAAAGCCCGUAUCAAGGCCGAACGCAACGAAGUCUAUCGCUUGAAUAAGCUGUGCGAGAUGCAGCUGCUCAAACAUCAAGCGGCCGCCGGGGCGCAGCCUCCAAAGGAGGCCGACUACGAGCGGAUAAUCGAGCACUAUAAGCGGGAGAAUGCACUGCUGGAGCACAAGAAGCAAAUGCUGGGCAAAGAGCUGAAGGAGGAGCGUCGGGCUUGCAUAGCCCUGCAAGUGGAGUUGCGCCUUCAGCAGUUUUAAAUGUAUUAACCAGUCUAGUUUUAUUCCCUGUUCAAUCUCAAUGUGCGUUAAACGAACAAAAAGCUGAAAGAGAAGAGGAGAGGAGAGGAGAGCAGCGUCAGGGGCCUGCAUAGCCCUGCAAGUGGAUUAUCAUAUGCAGCAAUUUUAAAUGUAUUAACCAUUGAAGUUUUACUUCAUUUAAUCUCGAUGUGCGUUAAACGAACAAAAGCUUAAGUUUAAAUAAAAGCUCAAAUGUUGGAA
Messenger RNA from Drosophila pseudoobscura, 2217 nucleotides. RefSeq names its product Ral interacting protein (gene Rlip). The transcript has 4 exons. The record is from RefSeq and is a predicted model, not a curated record. Lineage: Eukaryota; Metazoa; Arthropoda; Insecta; Diptera; Drosophilidae. Bases 46 to 1977 code for a protein of 643 amino acids. Gene Ontology annotation, biological process: small GTPase-mediated signal transduction. Gene Ontology annotation, molecular function: small GTPase binding; GTPase activator activity.